This is a messenger RNA of Blepharisma stoltei, 1859 nucleotides long. Lineage: Eukaryota; Ciliophora; Heterotrichea; Heterotrichida; Blepharismidae. The record is from the annotation of a GenBank genome assembly.
AUGCUUGGAAGAUUCACAAGAGGUUUACUUAAGAGAUCCUUUGCAGAGCGCACAUAUGGAGGCUUAAAAGACCAAGACAGAAUAUUUACAAACCUCUACAAAGAUGGAGACCCAAUGCUGAAAGGUGCACAAAAACGUGGAGAUUGGCAUCAAACCAAAGAUAUUCUGUCAAUGGGUCCAGAUUGGCUGAUCCAAGAAAUCAAAGAUAGUGGACUUCGUGGGCGUGGAGGAGCUGGCUUCCCUUCAGGGUUAAAAUACUCGUUUAUGCCGAAAAAAUCAGAUGGGAGAACUUCAUAUUUAGUAGUCAACGCUGAUGAGUCUGAGCCUGGGACUUGUAAAGAUAGAGAAAUUUUGAGACAUGAUCCUCAUAAGCUGCUUGAGGGCAUGCUAAUUGUAGGCACUGCUAUGAGAGCUAGAGCUGGAUAUAUCUAUAUGAGAGGAGAAUUUUGGCACGAAGCAAAUGUAAUCCAAGCUGCAAUUGAUGAAGCCUAUGCUGGAGGAUUUUUAGGUAAAAAUGCAUGUGGAUCUGGCAUCGAUUAUGAUAUUUAUUUGCAUAGAGGAGCUGGAGCUUAUAUCUGUGGUGAAGAAAGUGCUUUAUUAGAAAGUUUAGAAGGCAAACAAGGAAAGCCAAGAAUGAAGCCACCAUUCCCAGCCAACAUGGGUUUGUAUGGCUGCCCAACUACAGUCACUAAUGUUGAAACUGUUUCAGUUGUCCCUACAAUUAUGAGAAGAGGAGCAGGCUGGUUCAGCUCAUUUGGCAGAAAAGGCAACGCUGGAACCAAGUUAUAUUGUAUAUCAGGCCAUGUCAACAAUCCUUGCACAGUAGAAGAAGAAAUGUCAAUUCCUCUAAAAGAACUUAUAGACAGGCAUUGUGGAGGCGUCAAAGGAGGGUGGGAUAAUCUCCUUGGUAUCAUCCCUGGAGGCUCUUCAGUGCCUAUUUUACCUAAAAGAAUAUGUGAAACUGUCCUUAUGGACUACGAUGCUCUAAGAGAAGUCCAGUCUGGUCUGGGUACGGCAGCUGUUAUCGUUAUAGACAAAUCAGUCGACAUUAUUGACUGCAUUUUAAGGCAAAUAAAAUGGCUUCGGAUGGAAAAGUAAUUCACUCUGUAUAUUCCUUUUCCCUCACAACAAAUUUUAUUAUUAUAGGGUUAGAUUUUUACACGUGGGUUUCUGUACAAGAGGAGAAAAUCUCGAGCAGUUUUAUAUUUCACCCACCUUGCGUAUUGUGCUUCAUCUAUUUACACAGCUGAUAUAAAAGGUAGGAACUUUAGUCCGAACAGGCGCUAGAGGAAAGUCAGAUAGAACAAGGUAACACGCCAAGCCACUAGUGCUUCCGUACUCCUGCAUUCCAAAACGGCUUCACAGAGACUAGGAGGAGCGAGUCGGACUGCGAGGGUCCGAUAUAAGCUCGAGAGUAAAAAAAAAAAUGCGUCUCACCCACUUGCAACUAGAGCUGAACUAGAUGUUAGUUAAAUAAAGUUAAUUGGGUGAUUGACUGCAUUUUAAGGUUAUCUAAAUUUUACAAGCAUGAAUCAUGUGGACAAUGCACUCCUUGCAGGGAAGGAACUACAUGGCUUGUUGAUAUUUUGACCAGAAUCAAGUAUGGUAACGCAGACUACGCUGAAAUUGACAUGCUGGAAGAAUUGACAAGGCAGAUUGAAGGCCAUACCAUUUGUGCUUUAGGAGAUGCAGCAGCAUGGCCUGUGCAAGGACUGAUUAAGAAUUUCAGAACAGAAAUGGAAGACAGGAUUAAUAAGUAUUGGGCUGAGCACCCUGGAGCUAGGAAAAAUCCAGUAGAGUCAGUCAGAAAUAUUGAGACCUUAGAAGGAUAUCAAAGAGUGCUUGCUCAAAAGCAUUAA